This is a messenger RNA of Triticum turgidum subsp. durum (durum wheat), 1266 nucleotides long. The record is from the annotation of a GenBank genome assembly. Lineage: Eukaryota; Viridiplantae; Streptophyta; Magnoliopsida; Poales; Poaceae.
AUGGCGGAGCUGGUGGUCACCAUGGCGAUCCGCCCGCUGGUGUCCAUGCUGAGGGACAAGGCGUCCAGCUACAUCCUCGAUGAGUACAAUGUGAUGGAGGGAAUGGAGAAGCAACAUAGGAUUCUGAAACGCAGGCUUCCUAUCAUCCUGGACGUCAUCACCGACGCCGAGGAGCAGGCCGCAGCACACAGAGAAGGAGCUAAAGCUUGGCUCCAGGAGCUCAAGACAGUGGCCUAUGAGGCAAAUGAAGUCUUUGACGAGUUCAGGUAUGAAGCGCUCCGCCGUGAAGCAAAGAAGAAUGGACACUACAAAAAGCUUGGCUUUGAUGUUAUAAAACUCUUCCCUACCCACAACCGUGUCGUGUUCCGUCACAGAAUGGGUAGCAAGCUUUGCAGGAUUCUAAAAGAUAUCAAUGUCCUAAUAGCAGAGAUGCAUGACUUUGGGUUGAGGCAGACAUUAUUGGUGUCCAAUCAGUUGAGGCAGACACUAGUGGCCAAGGAGUGGAGGCAGACAGAUUAUGUCAUCAUCGACACACAAGAAAUUGCCAGCAGAUCCAGACACGAAGAUAAGAAUAAUAUCAUCGACAUACUACUUGGUGAAGCUAGCAAUGCAGAUCUCGCAGUAGUUCCCAUUGUUGGAAUGGGGGGCCUUGGCAAGACCACAUUGGCGCAAUUCAUAUACAAUGGACCUAAAAUUCAGAAGCAUUUUCCGUUGCAGCUCUGGGUCUGCGUCUCUGAUACCUUCGAUGUGAAUUUGGUGGCUAAGAGUAUAGUUAAAGCAUCCCCCAAGAAAAAUGAUGAUACGGACAAACCAGCACCGGAUAGACUUCAAAAAUUGGUCAGCGGGCAGAGGUAUCUCCUUGUAUUGGAUGAUGUCUGGAACAGAGAGGUCCAUAAGUGGGAAAGGCUGAAGGUCUGUCUGAAGCAUGGUGGCAUGGGUAGUGCAAUGUUGACAACAACCCAUGAUAAACAAGUUGCUGAGAUUAUGGGUGCAGAUAGAACCUACAAUCUCAAUGUUUUGAAGGAUAACUUCAUCAAGGAAAUUAUUGAUACUAGAGCAUUCAGUUCAGAGAUUGAAAAGCCUCCUGAGCUACUCGAGAUGGUUGGUGAGAUUGUGAAGAGAUGUCGUGCCUCUCCUUUAGCUGCAACUGCACUGGGAUCUGUACUUCGUACCAAGACUAGCGUGGCAGAAUGGAAGGCUAUAUCAUCUAGAAGCAGUAUUUGCACUGAGGAAACAGGAAUUUUGCCAAUACUCAAGCUUAGCUAG